AUGGCAGCAGCACGGGCAGCUCUUAGUUUUGUGGAAAAAGCAAUCAAGAGCCACAACGUAGUAGUUUUCUCUAAGACAACUUGUCCUUUUUGCAUAAUGGCAAAGCAAACUUUAUCGGAAGCCGGCAUUCAGAAGAUGCAAGUUUACGAAAUUGAAACAAGGGAAGACGGUGCAGAUAUCCAGGUAGAAGUGUAAAAUUAAUAACAGCCUAAGUUUCGAUGCGGAAAGAUUUCCUUACAACCAAAUACUAUUAUAAAACGAAACCUGACGGCUCUAAACGCCAGCUGUAUCAUGAUAGUUUUUUUUCGCCGGUUUUUUUUUUUUAUUAUUAUGUAAACCUCUAACUCCUAAGAUCUCAUUCGUAAUUCUCGUGGUAAAAUUUCCGCACAGCCCCAUACUACAUUAUGCAUUCAGUUCUUGGAUUGAGAAAACAACGACAAAAACAAUACAUUGUCCUUGGGAAAACGGAGCGGAGUUUUACUCAUUCUCCUUACUGUCUGCCAUACAGAUCUUUUUAUGUUAGUUUGGAGAAUUUGGUAUUGGAUCAAGUUAUAUUAAUCCCCUAAUAAAUAUUUUUCUUUAUUCUCAUCGCUUGUCCGCUUGACAGUGUAUUCAUAUUGUAAGGAAAAAUUCUGUCUUGGUCACUCACGGGAGUUAAAGGGUUCAUUAAGAACUGUGUUCUUAGUGAAGUAUAGGGUUCAAUAGAAGUCUUUCUGAUGAUGCCAGGCCUACAUUCGUGAGCCAUUUUUCCAGUAAUCAUUGAGAACUGUGUUCCUAGUAAAGUAUUGGGUUCAACAGAAAUCUUUCUGAUGAUACAUAUUCAUGAGCCAUUUUCCAUUAUUUUUUUUCAUUAUUGAUUUUUUUUUUUACUACAAUUUUUGUAGACUGCAGAUACCAGGUCUCUUUCCCCCCAACCAUGUACACGUCACAUGCUUCUUCAUCAAUUUUAAUUCCCCUUGAUUUAAUGCCAUAAAUAUUAGUGCAGUGUACACUCCACCUUAUGGUGACCAUGGCUCAGUUUGAGUGUUAUGAAUGUAAACAACCACUACUUGCCAUCCUUUAUCCCCCCCCCUCCCCCUUCUGUGUAACCAAACUAAUUUUUGAGAACUCAAAAGCCUUUUUUUGUCUCCUGUCUCAAAACAUUAUUUAUACAGCAAAUCAGCAUAAGGGCUUGAUUAUUUGAGAUCUUGCUAAACUUGGUUUUUGUUUUCAAACCAUGACUGUUAGCUUUUAAAAUAGUUUUUUUUUCUCAGUUAUCUAAAAUGUAGAUUCUGUAUUUGUCUGCAUGCUAGUAUGAACUCCCCUUUACAGAAAAAACAAGUACUCUCCAUGUUGGAAAUGAUCUUCCAGAUGAUUUUCUAAUUUAUCGGGAACUGUUCUUUUUUUAGGAAGCUUUGAAAAGUUUAACAGGAAGAAGCACAGUGCCAAAUGUUUUUAUUAAGGGCACAAGUAUUGGUGGCGGGUCAGAGACUGCAGAAUUAUACCAGUCAGGACAACUCACAGAAAUGUUACAAGAACAAGGAAUAAUUAAGUGA
Messenger RNA from Pocillopora meandrina, 1535 nucleotides. Lineage: Eukaryota; Metazoa; Cnidaria; Anthozoa; Scleractinia; Pocilloporidae. The record is from the annotation of a GenBank genome assembly.